Messenger RNA from Gaeumannomyces tritici R3-111a-1, 3091 nucleotides. RefSeq names its product N-acetylated-alpha-linked acidic dipeptidase 2. The coding region runs from base 113 to 2644 and encodes 843 amino acids. The record is from RefSeq and is a predicted model, not a curated record. Lineage: Eukaryota; Fungi; Ascomycota; Sordariomycetes; Magnaporthales; Magnaporthaceae. The transcript is spliced from 4 exons. Gene Ontology annotation, molecular function: carboxypeptidase activity.
ACCCACCGCCACCAACCCUCAGCUGCCCAACAUCCACCAUCACAGCCUUACCUUCUGAAUAACAUCAUUGGAAACUCAAACGGAGGCCCGGCAGAGGCACACCCAGGCCAAGAUGCCCGGCGAGCGCUCUCCGCUGAUCACCUCCGUCGGCGUCGGCCCGCCCGUGCGCCGAUACCGCCACAACGUCGUGCGCCGCUUCUGCACCAUUGCCCUGUCGUCCACCCUGAUAUGGUUCUUCGGCGUCCUCGUCCUGACCUCUAUCCUCGGCCGGGAUGCGCCGCACCGCCACCGCCCUGACCACAACGAUGGCUGGUCUUGGCCCGGCCACAAGGACCGCCAUCUGUCCUACGAUCAGCUGCGCAACAUCCUCCGCGAUGAACCCAGCAGCGAGCUUGCCGAGGAGUGGAGUCGCUACUACACCGACGGCCCUCAUCUCGCUGGACAGAACUUCUCACAGGCCGCCUGGACAAGGGAGAAGUGGGAGUCGUGGGGAAUCAAGUCCUCUAUCGUCUCGUAUAAUGUCUACCUCAACUACCCCGUCGACCACCGUCUCGCGCUACUAGAGGAGCCGAAAAAGUCCAAGGGCACGUCGGAUCCAUCGUCAUGGAAGGUCUCAUUCGAGGCCUCGCUCACCGAGGAUGUCGUAGACGAGGACCCCACAACUUCCCGCAAGGACUCUAUCCCGACUUUCCACGGUUACUCGGCCAGCGGCAAUGUCACGGCUACCUACGUCUAUGUCAACUAUGGCACCUACCAGGACUUUGAGGACCUGCUGCGCGCCAACGUGUCCCUCAAGGGCAACAUAGCCCUCGCCCGCUACGGCGGCAUCUUCCGUGGGCUCAAGGUCAAGCGAGCCCAGGAGCUGGGCAUGGUUGCCGCUGUCCUGUACUCCGACCCAGGCGACGAUGGCGAAGACAGCGACUACUCGGACCCGGAUGACCUCGAAUCUGCGAACAAGAGCGACGAUACCUACCCCAAGGGACCCAGGCGCCAGGCCAGUUCCGUCCAGCGUGGCAGCACCCAGUUCCUCAGUAUCGCCCCCGGCGACCCGACCACCCCCGGCUACCCAUCCAAGCCUGGUGCCCCACGCCAAGACCCCCACGGCCUGAUCCCGAGCAUCCCCUCGCUACCAAUUUCAUACGCCGACGCACUACCUAUCCUCAAGGCUCUCAAUGGCAACGGGCCGAGCUCUGACGACCUCGGAAGCAGCUGGACCCGGAAACGUGGGCUGAGAUCCAAGGGCGUCAGGUACAACAUUGGACCCUCCCCGACUGGCGUGGCCUUGAACGUGUACAACGAGCAGAAAUAUGUUACGACCCCGCUCUGGAAUGUAAUCGGCGUCAUCAACGGCUCCACCCCUGACGAGGUCAUUGUCGUGGGUAACCAUCGUGAUGCCUGGAUCGUCGGAGGCGCGGGUGACCCCAACAGCGGGUCUGCUGUCAUGAACGAGGUCAUCCGUAGUUUUGGAAAGGCCCUCGAGGCUGGCUGGAAGCCUCUCCGCACUAUUGUUUUCGCCUCGUGGGACGGCGAGGAAUACUCCCUCAUUGGGAGCACCGAAUGGGUCGAGGAGUAUUUGCCCUGGCUCAGCGCCACCAGCGUCGCCUACCUCAAUGUUGAUGUUGCGGUUUCGGGACCCCAGUUCAAGGCGGCCGGUGCCCCUCUCAUCGAUGCCCUCCUGCAUGAGAUCACAGGUGAAGUGCAGUCACCCAACCAGACAGUCAAGGGCCAAACCGUGCGCGACGUCUGGGGAGGUUCCAUUGAGAUCAUCGGCAGCGGCAGCGACUUCACGGCGUUCCAGGACUAUGCGGGCAUCCCCUGCCUAGACAUCGGCUUCACCGCGUCCGCCUCCAGCCCCGUAUACCAUUAUCACAGCAACUACGAUAGUUUUCACUGGAUGGCCAAGUUUGGCGACCCGGGCUUUGUCUACCAUCGCACAAUGGCCCAGAUCCUGGGUCUCCUGACGGCCAAGCUCGCCGACAAGCCCGUCAUCUCCUUUGUCGCCAAGGACUACGCCGCAGCGCUGGCCUCGUACAUCGACAAGAUCGAGAGGAAACUCGACACUGUGAUGUCGCCGGGUGACCACCCGCAUUCGCCGCCCCCAAAGCCGCUGGGCGCUGUGGACGCGGGGAUGAGCGAGGAGCAGCGCCUGUUUGAGCUGCGCGCGAGCCACCACCACCCUGGCCAGGACCACAAGGGGGACGCCACACACUUCAAGAAGGAGCUGGGCCGGUUGCACGACGCGGCGUGGAAGCUGACACAGAAGGCGACCGAGGUUGACGCGCGAGCUGGGGAGCUCAAGCGCCGGGCCGACGAGGACCUGCCAUGGUGGAAGUGGCCGGCCAAACUCAAGCUCGCGCUCGAGAUCCGCGCCCUCAACACGAGGCUCAAGUUUGUCGAGCGUCACUUUCUUUACCAGCCGGGCCUGGACGGCCGGAGCUGGUUCAAGUCGGUUGUGUAUGCGCCCGGCCUCUGGACCGGCUACGCUGGAGCUGUCUUCCCUGGACUGCAGGAAAGCAUAGACUCGCGCGACUUUGAGAACGCGGUUCGGUGGGUUGGCAUCAUUGAGAAUUGCAUCCUGAAAGCUGCCGACGGUCUCGACCUUGAGAAGAAGCACCACCAUCAACAUUUGCCUCUGAUGCUCUAGGCAGCUUUUCAUAAUCCAUCAUCUUCUUUUACAGUCGUUCCGAUGUUUUCUUUUCGGCACCACAAGAGGCCGUAGCAGCCUUGACCGGGCCGAUGGGUUGUGAUGUAUACACGGCCCGUAGGAUAGAUUUCAGAGCCUAAAGACCAACACGCCUCAACUGCAAUGCUGUUGAAAAUGAUGCUGUGUCAAGGUACUAAAGGGGCGCAAAAGGCAUGGUAGGACAAACACGGUAAACACAGGCCACUAGAGGACCUGAUUACAGGCGUCACAUAAAGGCAUGCGAGAUUUCGUCCAUCGUACUAGUGCCCAGCACUAUCGGGUCUCAAAUCUUGGAUAAUGAAAAGGAAACCUUGAUAUUUCAGUACUUUACACCAAGCAAGGCAUGCCAUGCCAUGAUAUUGUGCCCUUUCCUUUGGUUCGCCAGAGGACGACCGAAGACAAAACGGG